AUGACCUCCCCAGGUGUAACCCCCGACACGGAGCUCGACAUGAAAGACGUGGAGCUCAACGAGAUGGAGACCGAGAAGCAGCCCAUGAACGCCUCUUCCCCGCUGGCCAGCUCGCCGGGCAGCCUGGGCGAGAAGAACGGGGUCGUGAAGGUGAAGGUGGCCGAGGAGGAGGAGGAGGAAAGCGCCAUGGUGGCCAAGUUCACUGGUCUCUCCAAGGAAGAGCUGCUCAAGGUGGCCGGCACCCCCACGUGGGUGCGCACCCGCUGGGCACUCCUCAUCCUCUUCUGGCUGGGCUGGCUGGGCAUGCUGGCGGGGGCCGUCGUCAUCAUCGUCCAGGCCCCCCGUUGCAAGGACCUGCCCAAGCAGGAGUGGUGGCAGAAAGGCGGCAUCUACCGCAUCCAGGACGUGGCAGGCUUCCAGGACUCUGGGGACGACAACGUGGGCGACCUGGCAGGUGGGUGCUGCAAGCGGGGGAUGUGGGGGUCUCUCCUCCCCACAAGUCCUAGCUAUUCCUUUGCAGGAGAGGGCAGCGGCUCAAGAAUAAAAGCCUUGCACUCAGAAGGUCUCUGGUUCAAUUCCCAGCGUCUCCAGGUAGGGCUGGGAGAGACCUCUGGGAAGCUGCUGCCAGUCAGUGUAGACAGCACUAAGCUGGAUAGACCCAGUGGUCUAACUCAGUAGCAGCCAGCUUCCUAUGCUCUUAAGGACACUCUAUUUGAAGGGUUGUGGCUCAGCAUCGGAACAUCUCAGGUGGGUGAGUGAGAUAUCAUCGUUUCCAGAUUCCCAGCUUUCCAAAAAAAGAGCAAGUAUCUAGCAUUUGUAGAACCCGAGACAUGAGACAACAAGUAUGAGCACUAUUUUUAUUUUUGUGUGUUCAGAAACUAACCUGAUCCCCCCCCCCACCUGCUUAGAAAAUUUAUUGCGGACUUGUAGGUCCAGAUUUCCUAGUAGUAAUGUGAUGUAAUUAAUGGGCACAGUGCUUGUGUGAAUGCCAGUCAAGGACUCUUCCCUUUUCACUCCAGCCUUGAAUGCCUGGGAGCGGGGUGGGGGGUGGGACCCAUCAUGAAUAUCUGCCCUCCAAGCUAGUUAACAGGGUGUUGUUGCUCAGAAGUAACUGAUCUGCUGUAAACAAAACUUGAGAAGGUUCCUGGAAUAUAACCCGGGACCUAUGCUUGCCUGCCCUUAAUGCACCCUGCCUAUUCCUCUCCACUGUAGUCAAAACGACUAUUUUUCAAUGCAGAGUUGCUGGCUAAAGUCAUUGCAGGCAAGUCCCGCAAUGAGGCUUCUAUGGCUCUGAAAAUCGCCUCCUGGGCAGUUCAGGAUCUCCCUAUUGGGCUUUUCUUGCUGUGCUCAGCAGUGCUCUGAGUACAUGUGAUUAGCAGCUGCCUCUCCACCCCCCCUUCCCCUUUGCUGGCUGCCCAUCCACAGACUGGUACCAGCCAGACUUCCCUGUGCCAAGCAGCCGGUUCUAUCCGGCUUUGAAGCAACCACUGGCCUUUGUUUCAUCAGUUCUUGACGUCAGCGGGACGCUGACUCAGCACGGAGGCGGCUGGCUGGGUAAACGAUUCGCAGGGCUCCACUUCCUUCCUUUCCUCCACUGUCUCAAUCUGACCCCGCUUCCUCUGGAGAUCAGGCAGAUAGAGCCUCGUGGCUGGUUGUGUGAACCUGUGUCCUUAUUUGCUCAGCUCUAAGUGCAUUUGGGGGUUGGGGGGCAUCCAAAGCUCAGGAAGGGCUUAUUUUCUCCCUCACAAACAUCCCUUUGAGUUUGGAAGUUUGUUCCCGGGCUAGUUAUUAAUUAGUAUGAUUUGUAAUAAAUAGAAUAAAUAAGCAAAACUGGGCUGGGAGCAGACUUCCUAUUACAUUUAGAUUCUUCAUUAUUAUUAUUAUUUAUUAUUACCAAAGUUUAUAUAUUGUCCUUCAUCUGUAGAUCUCAGGGCAGUUCACAACAUAAAAUUACAAUAUAAAAAUAAGAACAAAAACAAACCAAUUAAACCAAAUAGUGGUACCAUUCUGCUCUUCCGUGGCCAGACCACACCUGGAGUCCUGUGUCCAGUUCUGGGCACCACAGCUUAAGGAUGAUAUUAGCAAGCUGGAACAUGUGCAGAGGAGGGCAACCAAGAUGAUCAUGGGUCUGGAAACCAAGCCUUAUUAGGAACACUUGAGGGAAUUGGGCGUGUUUAGUCUGGUAAAGAGGAGACCGAGAGGAGAUAUGAGAGCCAUUUUCAAGGCCCUCAGGGUGGCAUGCAUUGUUUCUCUGGUUUCUGUUUUUAUCAACACAACAAAUCUGUGAGGUAGCUGAGGCAGAGACACUGCGACUGGCCCCUCAAGGUCACCCACUGAGUCCCAUUCCUGAGUGGGAAUUUACCGUAUUUUUUGCACCAUAACACUCACUUUUUUCCUCCAAGAAAAUAAGGGGAAAUGUCUGUGCAUGUUAUGGAGGGAAUGCCUACGGGUGGCAUGCCUACGGAUUUUCCUCCUCUAAAAACUACAUGCGUGUUAUGGUCGGGUGCGUGUUAUAGAGCGAAAAAUACAGUACCCUGUUCUCCCAGGGUCUCAAUCCAUCACUCUUAAGGUAGCAUACAUGUCUUUUUCUCUUCCUCAAGUUUACCCUCACAGCUUCCCUGUGAGGUAGGUUAGACUGAGGGACUGCCUGGCCACCCACUAAACUCCAUGGCACAGUAAUAAUUUGAACCCGGGUCUCCCAGUGGUCCUCUAAAGGUAAAGGUAAAGGGACCCCUGACCAUCAGGUCCAGUCGUGGGUGACUCUGGGGUUGCGGCGCUCAUCUUGCUUUACUGGCUGAGGGAGCCAGCGUAUAGUCCUCUAUAAUGCCUCUAAUAGUCCUCCUCCUCCUCCUCCUCCUCCUCCUCCUCCUCCUCCUCCUCAGCCCUGUUAAAUUCCCUGGCCUUUUAAAUCUUAACAACAGAAAGUUCCAAAUUGACACUAAGGAGGACUUGGGAAACCAUUGUAUAAACUAUUGGCUCAUAUAAUUUUCAAGUUUGUCUCUACAGCACUGAGGGCUGGAAGGCUCUAUUGGAUUGACUGAUUGAUUGAUUGAUUGAUUGAUUGAUUGAUUUACUGAUUGAUUUACUCAUUAUGUUUCCGUCGCACACAACUGCUGUGCUCUGUUGCAGACUGUGAAGCAAACUAAGAAACUGCACUUAAGUAUGGCUUCCUUGCUCUGUGCAAACUGGGAACCGUGGCUAGUGUCUUCCAAACAAGCUAUGAUUUGUGUAAGCCAAUGUUUCCCAGUUUGGAUGUAACAGGAAAAUAUGGUUCCUGGCUUGAGUCCCUGCUCACACAAAAGGAGGGGCAAAGUUCGUGCCAAGGAGCCACAGUGUGCAUGCAUAUUCUGGCUUGUAAAGUCAGGAUUUGAUCCUCCAAACUCGGCUUGUUAAGUCUAUGGCCAUAGUCUGUGGCCAUAGUUGGGCUGUUAACUCCGCUGGCUGAGUCCUACAUCAUCUUUGGAGCUAGAAUUGAGCAGGGGAUCAACUCUCUUGCUGCACUGGCAGCCCAACCUUUAUUCCCCCCCCCCCCAUAACACCUUUGUUUCUUCCUGUCACUCCAGGUCUGAAGCAGCAAAUUGAUUAUUUAAGUAAACUCAAAGUGAAAGGUUUGGUGAUUGGGCCUCUCCACGUCAAUCCUGAAAAUGACCAGGCCGGAACCAACCUCAAGGACAUCGACAAAAGAUAUGGGACGCUGGAUGAGUUCCGGGAAGUCCUGCAGGUGGCAAAGAAAAAAAGUAAGGGCCAAGCGUAACCACAAUGGCGACUAGCCCUUGCUCUGCCUCUGAAUUCCAGUUCCUGGGAAUCGCAAGGGAGGAGAGGUGCUGUUGUGCUCAAAUCCUGCUUGGUGGCUUCCUGUUAAGGCACCUGUUUGGCCACUGUGACAACAGGAUUCUGGGCUUUGGCCUGAUCCAUCAGCCAGGAUCUUGCUCUUAUAUCCCUGGCUGCAGUGCCGGCAAGAGGUCUCUGCAGAAGUUCUAGGAGUCACCUUUCUGACUUGUGAUGUGCCUUGCCUCUCUCUUUCAGGCUUGAAGGUGGUUUUGGAUCUGACCCCCAACUAUCGCAGCCAGUCGCCUUGGUUCAGCCAGGAGAUCAGUCUUAACAAGGAUUUGCAGGACAAAAUGAAGGUGAGGGAGGAAAAGCACACAGUGGAGCAUUGGGAAGCUCUUAAGGUUGCCACCUUUUUUGGGUGGGGAUGGGGAGGAAUUUCUUUACACCUGUGCCUGGGUAUCACAGGUGAGGAGAGUUGCUGCUUGCUUGCCCACCCCCCAGAGCUCAGGUUCCCCCCAUCUGAUUUAUAGAAUUAUUAUUAUUAUUAUUAUUAUUUAUUUAUUAAUAUGCCACCCAUCUGACUGGGUUGUCCCAGCCACUCUGGGCAGCUUCCAACAAAUGAUAUAAAAACGCAGUAAGGCACCAAACAUUAAGCAAAGUGGGAGGGCAGCUUACGCCGUGUGCUGGCUCUUCUCCACUUUCCUGCUUCAAAGUGGAUAAAAUCACUGCAGUUGCGGCAGAGGAUCCGUGGCUCCCUUCCCGGUGUGUGGAUGCUGCUUUUAAGUGUAAUUUAGUGCAACAUUUGAUUCAGAAUAUUUUUUUGUGUGUUUUCCUCCUCUAAAAACUAGGUGCGCCCUAUGGUCAGGUGCGCCCUAUGGUGCGAAAAAUACGGUAAACAUCAUAGAAUUGUAGCAUUGGAAAGGGACCCCAAGGGUCAUCUAGUCCAACCCCCUGCAAUGCAGGACUAUGCAGGUGGCCCAUAUAGGGUUUGAACCUGCGACCUUGGCAUUAUCAGCACCACGCUCUGACCAACAGAGCUAACUGGUUUGAGUCUAAAUACUUUAGAUCAAAUUUAAAAACUAAACAAACCUGUAAUUUGUCACAUAUGCCCGUCUCUCAAGCAACUUGGGGCAGUGCACAUAGCAUUACUGGCCUUGCAACAAUCCCGUAAGGUAGGCUGAAAUAGCAGCCUGCCUGGUUGAGGGAGCGGACUGAGCAAUGGCCUCCUUAACGUGAAACAACACUUGUUCCUUAUAGCAGGUGGGCCAAAAUAAAACUAAAUUCACCAACGGCUAAUGAGCAGGGACUGAGAAGGAGGAAUCAACCAACACAACAGGAUUUGGGAUCUUUUUUUAGUGACCCUUGAGGACUAACUGCUUGUCUGGUCCUGUUUUUUUCUUCCCAGGAAGCAAUUACGUUCUGGCUGGAGGAAGGUGUCUCUGGGAUCCAGAUUGGGGGCAUUGAGCAUUUAAAUGUACGUGGUGAGCCCAUCCCAACCAAUCUCCAUUGAUUCAUCCUUCUCCCUCAGGGCACGAGCGCUUAAGGGACAAAGUGAAUUCCCUUCUGAGCUGGUAUUAAAGAGCGGUGGCCUCCUCUUGUCAGAUAUAUGGAGGUUGUUUUUUUCUUACAGGGGGAGGGACUUUUGGGUUGUACAGAGUGGAAGCUCAGUGGCAGGAUAUCUGCUUUGCAUGCAGAAGGUCAGAGUAGUUAUAAGGCCACUUCCUGCAUUCCUUCCUGUUUGGGAUAGUGGUUGUGGGGUGGAGCUUGAAGUUCCUGCCCUCAGCGUGCAUCUAUCUCACUUGCCGAACAUGUUAUUUCCUCAGGACACCCAAAUCCUGAGUGAGUGGAAGAACCUGACAGAAGAAUACAGUGUGGACGACCACACCAGGUAGGUACCACCCCCUAAGAUGCACAGCUUCCUAUUCUGAUCCCCUCCUCCUCCUUUAAGCUCCCAAGCUGUACUGCAUACACAUAGUGACUUACAUAAGAAAAGAAAAUCAAGCUGAUAAAUCUGUGCCAAAGCAAACUAUCCUUCUGCCAUUUCCACCCCUUGCGCCCCAUUUUCUCUUAACUUUUAAAAUUCUGCUUUUUGCUAAUAAUGAGUGAAGACAGGGGUGCCAAUUUGAAUAAAAUAUUGGGGUGCCCAAGUAAGCCCUGCCCUGCAUAAUUGAUCACGUGAUGUGGUGCACGGACACCAUUUGAAUGGCAAUCCUCAUCAACUUUGAGGGGGUCUGGUCCCCUCAAAUAUUUUACUGGGGCUGCCGAAGAUCCCUCAGCUCCUAGGAGUUGGUACCUAUGAGUGAGGACUAAGAUGCCAUACAGGGCGCUGGAAAAGCCCCAGUGCCUUCUGAGCUUCUACUGAAGACAUGACAACCCCAGGCCUAUUUGAUCCAUAUUCCAUUUAAAAAACAAAAAGCAAAAAAACCCCAGCUUCUAAACAUGGUGUAGUUGUUGGAUUAUGACCUGGAAGAAAAAUCAAGGUUCAAAUCCCCACUCAGCCAUGAAGCUCAUGGGGUGAUCUUGGACCAGUCACUGUCUCUCAGCCUAACCUACCUCGCAAGGUUGUUGUGCAGACAAAAUGGGGAGGCCCAAGUAUGCUGCCUUGAGCUCAUUGGAGGAAACAAGAAUCAAAAUAUACCUAUAUAAUAGAAAUAAGAAAGCACAGUAAAAUCAAUUGUGCUGUGCUUGGCCCAGGGCUUGUGUCACCUUGAUGUCACUCAGCUGCCUCCCAUGGUGGUCUUUCAUUUGAGCCAUCUCUCAGCGGUGGCUGGUGCCUAUUGGCUGGUGGGGCAGAAGCAGGAGGCGUAGCCAGAGCCAAUCACAGGCACAGCCACCUAAUUCUAGUUUUGCCCUUCCUGCUGAUUUCUACAAGGGCAACACUGAGACUGAGGAGGAGGAAGCUGAGAGGCAGGGCCACCCCCAUCCCAGACUGGUUGUAGGCAGGAAAGCAGGCAGGUGGGGGUUGGCUGAGGGCAGACUGAGAUCGAUGGGGCAAGUGCGGCACUUGUCCUAAUGAACCAGCCUCCACUGAUCUCCAUCUCUCUCUCUGCUCCUCCUUUCAGGGUGCUCAUUGCAGUGACACGCAGGCAGGAUGCCGAGGGCAUCUUCUCCCUCCUCAACGAGACCACAGGCGUGGAUCUGCUGAGCAGCCAGUACCUCCUGGGGCUGGUGAAAGGCGGCCAAGAAGACAGCACACGAGGGGAAGCAGCCGCCAAGAUGAUACGCCAGUACAUCCAAGAAGCUGGAGACAAGUGGCCCAGUUGGAGUGUGAGUGACAGCCUUGGAACCAGACUCUGUGGUUGCGUCUGCAUACGUGUGUGUUUGUGUGCGAAAGAGAGCAAGGGGAGUGGUUGGCCGCCGUUUGUGGCCUGUGUGUGGUUGGAAGCAGUCUUGUGCAGAUGGCGAGGGCAGCUGGGUACACUUGCCCCAGCCCUCAAAGGGCUAAGCUGGCUGGGGGCCCCCACCAGGGAGUGGCUGCUUUUUUGCUUGAGUUUACAGUGUUAUUAUUACAAAACUCUCACCCCCAGGCCUCAGACAAGCCAGUUGCCUGCCCUGCUUGCAUUUGCCUCGCGGAAUUUCAACCAUCGGCCCUUCAGCCACAUAUGGCUGAAAUCGCGUGAGUUAAAUGCAAGGGCACCACGGGUGAAUUGAAGGUGAGCAGGCAGAGGAAGGAGGGAGAUUUGCAGGCAUAGACCACACAGCUGCUGCUGCUGCUGCUGCUCCAAUGGCCCCAUUCUAACUCAAGCUUGUUUGGAUGCUGACUGACUGUCCUCCUCCUGCAGGUGGGAAGACCUGACAUUGGCCACUUGGCCUCUCCGAUGGGCGAGCCUCUCCUUCGCCUCUUCCACCUGCUGCUCUACACGCUGCCAGGGACGCCCUUCACGGACUACGGAGAUGAGAUCGGGCUGCGGGACCUGCCGGGACAGGUAGGGGUGCGACGUCAGGGUCUGGGUGCUUUGCUGACGGGUGGAGGGGCAGAUAUGGUGGGGUAGAGUGUGUACGUUGCAGGCAGGUUCAGUUCUCUGCGUCUCUGGGUAGGGCUGGCAAUUUCCCCCCACCUGAAACCCUGGAGAGCUGCUGCCAGUCAUUGUAGAUAAUACUGAGCUCAAUGGACCCAACGGUUUGACUCUGUAUAAGGCAACACCCUGUAGUUCUAAGUAAGAUGCAAGCACUAGUCUGUGCAAGGAACCUGCAUGUCCUUUGCUUCAGGCAGCAAGGUCUGUUUGGUCUCUUGUUUUGCAAAGGGUGCGUGGGAGCAGGAAGGGUCAAUGAGGCUGAGGAGAUACAGCAGCGGAGGCAAGUUUUUGGUGGUUCUUUCUGGUGGUUUCAGGAAGCUAGAUGGGCCAAUGGUCUGAUUCUAUACAAGGCAGCCCAGUGGAAAGGCAUCUGCAUUUUCAUCAGCCAUAGGCAUGUAAAUGUGGGUACACUAUUUUUGAAGAUUGGAGAGAAACCAGAGUAAGUGCUUGUUGUGGGGGGAGCAUUGAAAGGUGCCAGGAGCUUUAAUGCCCCCCACAGACGUGAAGGAGAGGCAUUCCUUGGCCCCUGCUGCUGGAUAACCCAGUUCUUGCCAAAGGAUUGUAGUUUUCACUUUAUGAAAACAAAACUCUUGGCAGCACAACAUUGCGAAGGGGCCUGCUGUUUCCGGAGUUCCCAUGGUUCCUAGCAGGAGGUGCACAAACAACAGCCAGCUGCUCUGUGGGCGGAUGCUCAAGCAGCAAUAUCUAUUUGUUGGACCAUUUUAAGGCUUGCUCUGGGUGCAGGGAGCAGAUCCUGAGUCUGUAACAUGCUGGAGCUGGCGAAAUACCUGCAAGGGCAGGGAUGGGGAACUGUGGUCCUUCAGAUGUUGCUGAACACCCAGCUCUCAUCAGCCCCAACCAGCAGGGCCGAUGGUCAGGGAGGGCGUGAGUUACAGUCCAGCAUGUGGAAGGCCACAGGGUUCGCCUUCUGUUCUGGACACAUGUCUCAGCCAAUCAGGGAUCACAUAUUAAAUGCACUUACAGAAGGGUAAAUCAGAGAUAAGGGUCCUGUGCCCAUCAGCCCUGGUCAGCUUGGCUGAUGGUCAGGGAUUUUGGGAGUUGUAAUCUGUGGGGCACAGAUUCCCCCUCUCUUUCUUAGGGGAUCAGAUCUGGCCCGGUGGUAUCCUCCCCACCACAUAAAAAGAACCCUGCUGGAUCAUGCCAAAAUCCCAUCUGGUCUAGCAUUCUCUUCUUAAGCAGCCCAACCAGAUUCUCUUAUGGAAAGCUCUCAAGCAGUUCCUGAGCGCAGCUGUAAUACUCUCCCCAGGUUUGAUUCCCAGAUACUGCCUUUCACAAUGGAUGGAGAACAUAGCCGUCAUAUUCCAUCCCACAUCACAUGCAGAAAUGCAAACUCUUGUGUUUUUAUAGUGUGUCAAGCCUCCCAGGGGCAGAAUGGAAUCUGAGCAAAUUAAAUGGACAACAACGUUACUUAUAUUUGCAUUGUGGUUUUGGGACUUGGAAAUUCAGAUUUCUUCCUGCAAAACACUGGUGGUGGUGGUGGUGGUGGUGGUGGUGGUUUUUAAGGUGCUGCAAUGGGUCGUGUGUGAUGGGUCUUGUCUUUUUCUGACACCCCCCCCAAGUUACAGCCAUGCUAAUAGUAAGUUCUUUUCUCCCUCCAGCCUGCAGCCUCCAGUGUCAUUCGUAUGCAGUGGGAUAAUUCAGCAAACUUUGGCUUCUCGAAAGCAAAUCAGCAGCAGGUUAACACAGCAGCCAGCAAUGUCACUGUACAGGUGAGUUGCAGAAAUGAUGGGAGAAAUGUGGGUGGUUCUUGCCAGUAAUUUGCAAAUUAUAUGAGGACACAUGCCAGCAUGUCACAAAUAAAUAUAUCCCCAAAAUACUCGGCUUAAUGCCAACCAAAACUCCACCUAGCCUAGCAUCCUGCUUCUAACUGUGGUCAGCCAGAUGCUCCCAUGAAGCUCACCAGCAGGGCAUGAAGGCAACAGCCCUCUCUUGUCAUAGGAACAUCAGAAAGACUGCCUUGUAUUGAGUCAGGUCAUUGGUCCAUCUGGCUUUGUAUUGCCCACACUGACUGGCAGCAGCUCUUCAGGUUUCGAGGCAUGCGGCAUCCCCAGCCCUCCUGCAGGGGCUGGGGAUUGAACCUAGGUGCAAGGCAGUCUCCUCUGUUCCCAUUCUUCUCCAGACAAAGUCCAGCCAGAUAACUCAGGAGCCAAGCCCCGUGUAGUAUAGACCACUGGUGCCAGUUAGGUCAUUUUUAGACUCUGGACUUAACAGUCCAGCAUGGAGGGCCUCUGGUGCUGAUGUCUGCCCAUGCCUUCACUUACCUCAAAACUGGGAAAAACUGGCCCUGCUGUGUUUGGGAACUCCCUCUUGCUCAUUCUGCUGAAUUGGGGCCCUGGACUUCUGCCUGAAAGGCCUCCCUUGCAGGCACCAUCGAGCGGGAGAGCUUUCCCUUGCUGCUUGCCCCCAGUAUCUGGUAGGCAGAGGCUUAGGCCGCAUACACACCAUACAUUUAAAGCACAUUCACCUUCCUCCCUGCAAUAAUCCUGGGAACUGGUUUAACACACACACAGAGCUACAAUUCCCAGCAGUACCCCUAGCAAACUGCAGUUCCCAGGAUUUUUGUUUGCUUGUACUUUAAGUUUAUGGUGUGUAUGCAGCCUUAAUCUCUAAGCAGUUUUUAUAUUUUUAACGCCAGUAACGCUAGAAGUGGUUAAUGAAUAACUUUCCCCUUGUCUCUGUCCUCUCUUUCUUCCCCUACCCCUUCUGCACAAUCCCUGCAGUCACAGAACAGCGACCCGGCUUCGGUCUUGUCGUUCUUCAAGCAGGUGAGCGAGCUGCGGGGGAAGGAGCGCUCCCUCCUUCACGGCGAAUACACAGAGGCUGAAACCAGCAACCCGAGUGUCUUUGCCUACCUGCGGGUCUGGGACCAGAACAAGCGCUACCUAGUGGUCCUCAACUUUGCUCCCAGGGACCAGACCAUCUCCAUAGUGACGUCCCCUCCCCUCCCAGACCAAGUCACAGUGGAGCUCAGCACGCAGCCCACGGAGGAGAAGAAACAGCUGAGUGUACGGGAACUCAGGCUGGCUCCCUCGGAAGGGCUCCUGCUCAGUUUCCCAUAUGUGGCCUAG
Podarcis lilfordi (Lilford's wall lizard) is the source of this 10876-nucleotide messenger RNA. NCBI's taxonomy places the organism in Eukaryota, Metazoa, Chordata, Lepidosauria, Squamata, Lacertidae. The record is from the annotation of a GenBank genome assembly.